CAGAGUUCAACCUGCUCGGAUAGAGGAGUGUCCGAGGCAUCUUUAAAGGCAUCGUUUCUCCCUGUACUGCUGCACUGGGUCAGGGCUCAUGAUCAGGAUAAUUUGUGUACAGUUGUCAGCGUUGAAACGCAGUUCCAGUGUAGGUAAGAAGAACUGUGUAGAACCAGGGGGGCUGAAGAAUGAUAACAACAUGCCGCAAGAGGUUCAGAUGCUCGGCUUUAUCCCAGUUGCUCUGUCGAUUGUGUUCACAUUGGUCUGUUUGAACGAGAAAGGACCCCGCAGACACAUAGCAUGGGCGGAGGAGCAGGCGGAGAAAGGUGAAGUUACCCUCAGACUACUGAUCAGAGGAUAGCGGCACCCCGCGGCUUUGAUGCAAAGAUCCAGACGUCCAUUACAAUCCGCAGUGUCAACAUACUCCUUGUGGUGCAGGUUACUCUGUAAGCAAGCCUGUUUGGAUCCGCUAUGCAAGUGAACACAACACGGGGCUUCUUGUGGUCGGACGUAGAGACGAGGACCUUGUUGAAUAUUUGGGGGGAGCAGGACAUCCAGACGGCGCUGGAUGGAAACUUCCGAAACAGCUUUGUGUACCGCGACGUUUCCCGGAGGCUGGGUGCCACGGGGUUUGAAAGGACGCCAGAGCAAUGCAGGGUGCGGAUCAAAAGCCUCAAGAGACAGUACUUGUUAGCAAAGGAAGGAAAUAUACGGAACAACGGGCAGUAUCAUAAGAUUUGUAAGUUUUAUGACACAAUGGAGAGGAUUUUGAGCAACCGGCCUGCUCUUGACCCACAGGAGUUCAUAGACAGUGGGGCGGGAGGAGAGGAGGCCGGGGAGGGCCUGGAGGAGGAUGGAGAAGAUGCUCUGGAUGCAUACUCAGAGAGUACAGGGGAGUGUCCUUAUCCUGCAGAGACUGAAGUGAAGUUGGAAUAUCCAACUAUUCCCAUCCCUAUUCCAGUUAAAGUGACAGUGGGCAAUAACAGCACUUCAGUAAGACCGCAUAACAGCUCCGCCAGCAACUUGUCAGCCAGAACACCUAAACGGCAGAGGAAGCGGCGUGCUAACUUCCCCAUGGAGAAACUAAUGGAGCAGUUCCUGGAGCAGAGCGCCCAGGCUGAGGACAGUUUCUACCGGAUCGAGGAGCAGCGCUUGCAGGCAGAAGACCACCGCAGGGAAGCCGAACACACCAAAGAGCUGCACAUGCUUCAGAUGCUCGGUCAGAUGUUCUCCAGCAUCUCCUCUGCCAGACCCAGUUCCUCUGCCACUCCCUCCAAAACAGCUCCCUCUGCCCGCGCCCCUGUUUUUUCCAGUGUCUCCCCGUCAUGUUCACGAGGCCAGGCCACUCAUCUCAGACGACCUUCACCCAAGAAAGACUGUUUCACCCAACAAAGUCAACUGUUGAACCCAGAUCCUCAGGCAUUAGUGUUUGAACGCUACUACAGUUUGGGGUCUACAUCACACAGAGGAAUGGAUGAGGACAUCCUCUCACUGGUAAAGAGCAUAGUCCCUCCACUGACAUCCAAAAAGCACAAGGGACAAGACGGACGUAUUGGGAUCAUUGGAGGAUGCCAAGACUAUACUGGAGCUCCAUACUUUGCCGCCAUCUCAGCAUUGAAAGCGGGGGCUGACUUGUCUCAUGUCUUCUGCACCAAAGAUGCUGCAACUGUAAUCAAAUCAUACAGCCCUGAGCUCAUAGUUCAUCCUGUUCUGGACAGUCCUAAUGCAGUGGAAGAGAUAGAAAAAUGGCUCCCAAGACUUCACGGCCUUGUGGUGGGACCAGGUCUAGGCAGAGAGGACGUAUUACUGAAAACAGCCAAGGUGGUGAUCGAGAAGUCUAAAGCAAGAGAUAUCCCUAUAGUCAUUGAUGCAGACGGAUUAUGGCUAGUUGCACAGCAACCAUCUGUUAUACAAGGGUACAAGAAGGGCAUCCUCACACCUAACUUCAUGGAGUUCACGCGACUGUAUGAGGCACUGCAUCAUGAGCCCAUGGACAUCAGUGAUCUUCAACGCAGCAUCAUGCAGCUCAGUGUUGCCAUGGGCAACCUCACUGUGGUGCUAAAAGGCGAACAGGAUCUCAUUACAGACGGCAGUAAAGUGAUCUCGUGCAGUAUUGAGGGCAGUGGGAGAAGAUGUGGAGGACAGGGGGAUCUUCUAUCUGGAUCUGUGGGAGUUUUCGCACACUGGGCUCACACUGCCUCUGCAGCUGGAAUGGGCAGAAGUGUGAAUCCAUCAAUGAUUGCAGCAUUUGGGGCCUGUUCUCUUACAAGACAGUGCAACAGUCAAGCAUUCCAGCGACAUGGCAGGUCCACCACCACAACGGACAUGAUCCAGGAGAUUGGCCCAGCCUUCAAAAAGCUAUUUGAAAGCUGAAAGUGGCACAUUGUUGUUUUAAAAGCUAUACAAACAUACUCAAUUUUGCAUUCUUAAAAAAACGUAAAUACAGCCUGUGGGUGGGCUAGUGGAAAAUGUUGUCAUCAAGCUAAAUUUGAAUGAUCAAUUUUGAAAGAUAUGGUGCAAAAAAAAUACUGACUUGUUAAAGGUGUUUUAAAAUGAACCUUAUAAGAAAAUGAAAAGAAAAGAAAAAAUCUCUUCCAUCUCUUGUUUUAUUAUAAAUGCAUUCACCAAACAUACUGAGGUAGCUACAUUUUUCACAACCCACCAAAGACACUGAGAUGGUAAGAAACGCUUGCACUGUAUAUAAAUGUUUUGAAUGUUGAAAUAAAUAAGAUUGUGUGGGA
This is a messenger RNA of Cottoperca gobio, 2732 nucleotides long. It is a transcript of the gene naxd, whose product is annotated as NAD(P)HX dehydratase. The coding region runs from base 463 to 2364 and encodes 633 amino acids. Gene Ontology annotation, biological process: metabolite repair. The record is from RefSeq and is a predicted model, not a curated record. The transcript has 13 exons. Gene Ontology annotation, molecular function: ATP-dependent NAD(P)H-hydrate dehydratase activity. Lineage: Eukaryota; Metazoa; Chordata; Actinopteri; Perciformes; Bovichtidae.